AUGGACCACACUGAAGGAAACCACACUGAAGUUACAGAAUUUGUUUUCCUGGGAAUUGUGGAAGAUCCACAGAUCCAAGUUGUCCUCUUUGUAGUGUUCCUCACCAUCUAUCUGAUCAACCUUGUAGGCAACAUGGGCAUGAUCUUCCUGAUAGUACUCAGUCCUCAUCUGCAUAGUCCCAUGUACAUUUUUCUCAGCCAGUUGUCAUUCCUAGACCUCUGUUACUCGUCGGCCAUUGGACCCAAGAUGCUUGUUGACUUCCUGACUGAAAGAAAGGUCAUUUCCUUUGCUGGCUGUGUUGCACAAUUAUUUGUUUUUGGUGCCUUUGUGGACACUGAAUGUUUUCUGUUAGCAGCUAUGGCUUAUGACCGUUAUGUCGCCAUCUGCAGUCCACUACAAUAUUCCAUCAUCAUGUCCAGAAAAGUCUAUAUCUGCCUCAUUCUAGGUUCAUACGCUGCUGGGGUUGGGAAUACAGUAGUACAGACGAUAUCUCUCUUCACUUUAGAUUACUGCAGCUCCAAUGUUAUCAAUCAUUUCUUCUGUGAUAUGCCCCCUCUCUUUGCCCUCUCCUGUUCAGACACCCAUAUCAAUGAGAUGUUGCUAUUUGCUUGUGCCAGUUUCCUUGAGUUCAGUUCUCUCACUGUCAUCCUAGUCUCAUACAUCUUCAUUCUCUCCACCAUCCUAAAGAUAAACUCUGCUAAUGGUAGGCACAAACCCUUCUCUACAUGCGCCUCCCACUUGACCGGAGUCACCCUCUUCUAUGGGACAAUUAUAUUCAUGUACUUGCGUCCUUCAUCUGCAUAUGCACUGGGUGAAGACAAGUGGGCCUCUGUCUUCUACACAUUGAUAAUACCAAUGAUGAAUCCUCUGAUCUACAGUGUAAGGAACAAGGAGGUAAAAGAGGCUUUCAAAAAGAUAAUGAAGUCAAAAAUAGUUUUCUGA
This is a messenger RNA of Euleptes europaea (tarantolino), 942 nucleotides long. RefSeq names its product olfactory receptor 1019-like. The transcript has 2 exons. Gene Ontology annotation, biological process: sensory perception of smell; G protein-coupled receptor signaling pathway. Bases 1 to 942 code for a protein of 313 amino acids. Gene Ontology annotation, molecular function: odorant binding; G protein-coupled receptor activity; olfactory receptor activity. Gene Ontology annotation, cellular component: membrane. The record is from RefSeq and is a predicted model, not a curated record. Lineage: Eukaryota; Metazoa; Chordata; Lepidosauria; Squamata; Sphaerodactylidae.